Molecule: messenger RNA, 276 nt
Organism: Anthostomella pinea
Lineage: Eukaryota; Fungi; Ascomycota; Sordariomycetes; Xylariales; Xylariaceae
Source: the annotation of a GenBank genome assembly
AUGUCCAGCAUCGCCAUCUCCUCCUCCCCUGCCGCCAUCGGCCCCGUCGUCCGUAGACAGGACACGGGCUGCCGUGUGACCCUAGGCGCCGGUCUCGUGCCCGCUGCGAUGUCGCACAACGCCAAGACGUGCAAGUGCCUCCCGGCCCAGACCACCGAGGACCUGGAGCGUCUGGCGGUGAGUGUCCGGGACGCGAUGUCUAUGGACAUCCUGUGCUCAGAGAAGCCGAGCUUGGCUGUGGCGAUGUUUAUUCUGGGUGCGGAAGUCGUGUACUAG